Eimeria acervulina is the source of this 969-nucleotide messenger RNA. Its product is annotated as ATP-dependent helicase, putaive, putative. The coding region runs from base 1 to 969 and encodes 322 amino acids. Lineage: Eukaryota; Apicomplexa; Conoidasida; Eucoccidiorida; Eimeriidae. The record is from RefSeq and is a predicted model, not a curated record. Gene Ontology annotation, molecular function: ATP binding; RNA helicase activity; mRNA binding. The transcript is spliced from 6 exons. Gene Ontology annotation, cellular component: catalytic step 2 spliceosome; nucleolus.
AUGUCUCGUUCAAUAGAUAUAAGUUCAACUGGUUUUGUGUUUGAGACAUCAGAAGAUUGCCGAGUUGUCCCUACAUUUGAUUCUUUAGGAUUAAAAGAAGAGUUAUUACGAGGUGUAUAUGCAUACGGUUUUGAACAGCCUUCAGCUGUACAACAAAGAGCAAUUUUACCGAUUAUACAGGGUAGAGAUGUUAUUGUACAAUCUCAAUCGGGUACCGGCACACCGGGUAGGGUCUUUCACAUGAUUAGCGACAGACACUUUAGCACAAGGUUUAUUAAAAUGCUUGUCUUAGAUGAAGCUGAUGAGAUGCUUAAUAGAGGGUUUAAACAACAAGUCUACGAUAUUUACCGCUAUUUACCUCCUUCUACUCAAGUUGUUCUCAUCUCAGCGACUCUUCCUCAUGAAGUACUGGAGAUGACGACGAAGUUUAUGUCGAAUCCUUUCCGUGUGUUAGUAAAGAGAGACGAGUUGACAUUAGAGGGCAUAAAGCAGUUCUUUGUUGCGGUAGAAAGAGAGCACUGGAAGUUCGACACCCUAACAGAUUUAUAUGAUACACUUACUAUUACUCAAGCCGUCGUCUUCUGCAACACAAAGACGAAAGUCGAAUGGCUAGCACAAAAACUCAAAGAAGCUAACUUCACCGUGAGCCGCAUCCACGGAGACAUGCCUCAGAAAGAAAGAGACGAAAUUAUGAAAGAGUUUAGAGAAGGGCAGAGCAGAGUUUUAAUUGCAACAGACAUCUGGGGGAGAGGGUUGGAUGUGCAGCAGGUGUCUCUGGUUAUUAACUACGACCUUCCCAACAGUCGUGAGUUGUACAUACACCGCAUUGGUCGCUCUGGGCGAUUCGGAAGAAAGGGUGUUGCGAUUAACUUUGUUAAGAACGAUGAUAUUAGGAUUUUGAGGGAUAUUGAGCAAUACUACGCCACGCAGAUUGACGAAAUGCCGAUGAACGUGGCUGACCUUAUCUAA